AACCUCGUUCCUUUAUCUACCCGGUGAACGUGGUAGGAGGAUUACCUUGUCGUAUGGCGAAGAAAAAUAAUUAAAAUGACCGCCAAAUUUGUUUCACCCGUUAUACAAGAUAACCCAAGUGGAUGGGGACCUUGCGAUGUCCCUGCCCAAUUCAAGGAUAUGCCAUAUCAGCCAUUCUCGAAAGGAGAUAGGCUGGGAAAGGUGUCAGAUUGGACAGGAGCAACCUAUCAGGAUCGACGUUAUGCUAUCAAAUACCAGUCCACAUUCGGUAGUAUGCAACAGUAUGCUUACUACCACGAGGAAGAUGAGUCUACUUUCCAACAAGUUUACAAGACAAAUGUUCCCAAGCCAUUAUACCAGCGUGGUCGUUACAUGCGCAACCAGCGUAACCUAAAGAAUCAGCGGAACCAAAAGGGUCAGCAGAUGCAGGUUCUCGGCAAGGGCAACAAGAGAGACAACUGGCAGAAGCAGCAGUACCAGCGUAAUCGGUGGAAUCGUAGUGGUCACCCUCCUAUUAAGAAUCGUGAUGCAUCAGUCACAGUCAGGCCAGAAUGGAAGGUUAUUGAGGAGAUGGACUUCCCUCGUCUUGCCAAGCUGUCUCUACCUACUGUGGAGGAUCCCAAAGAUUUGUAUCUUUGUGGCUCUCUAGAAUUUUAUGACAAAGCUUAUGACCGAGUUACUGUCAAGAAUGAAAAGAAACUAACUCGUAUCAAUCGAAUUUUCCACAAGGUCACUACCACUGAUGAUCCCAUCAUUAGACAGCUGACCAAGAGUGAUGGAAGUAAUGUGUAUGCUACUGAUGCCAUUCUGUCCACCAUCAUGUGCUGCACUCGGUCCAGCAAUUCAUGGGAUGUCGUCGUCCAGAAAAUCGCUGGAAAACUCUUCUUUGAUAAGAGAGAUGAUUCUGAAUUUGAUUUGUUGACAGUUAGCGAGACAUCGAGUGAACCACCUCAAGAAGAGGGCAACUCCCUCAACUCUCCCAGGAAUCUCUCCCUUGAAGCUACAUUCAUCAACCAUAAUUUCUCUCAGCAAGUUUUGAAAAAUGAUGGUAACCGUCACAAGUUUGAACAUGAAAAUCCAUUCUUGGAUGAAGAUGAAGAUGAUGAGGUUGCCCCUGUUGGGUAUCGGUAUCGUAAGUGGUCUCUAGGCAAUGACAUCCACCUUGUUGCUCGCACAGAGCACGAUUCUGUCCAGUCUGCUCCAAACAAUGAAAUUCACUUCAUUAAUAUCAAGGCACUUAAUGAAUGGGAUUCAAAGUAUUCUGGAGGAGUUGACUGGCGCCAGAAGCUAGACACACAGAGGGGUGCUGUUUUGGCCAAUGAACUGAAAAACAAUGCUUGUAAGCUAGCCAAGUGGACUGUACAGGCCAUUUUGGCUGGUUCUGACCAAAUUAAAUUUGGCUAUGUCUCACGUAUGAAUGUCCGUGAUUCCACAAAGCACAUGAUUCUUGGAACUCAACAGUUUAAACCAAUGGAGUUUGCCAACCAGAUUAAUUUAAGCAUGGAUAAUGCUUGGGGAAUAUUGAGAUGCAUCAUAGACAUUUGUAUGAAGCUUCCAGAUGGCAAGUACCUCAUCAUGAAAGAUCCAAAUAAGGCAAUGAUUCGUCUGUAUGACAUCCCAGAUAACACCUUUGAAUCUGAGGAUGAAGACAAUGAGAAGCAAGGGGACGGUGAGGGUAAGCAAGCCUCUUGAAAGAAAACGCUUAUUUUUAUAAGAGUUUUAGCUAUGUGAAGAGUGAGAGCAUUGCCCUCGGUGAUGACAAUCGCCCAGUAGCAGUUCCUGAGGUUGUCCCCUUUGCUUCGAUCAGAAUACUAUAAAUAUCAUCUGUUGAACGGCCUUUUCUCCUUACUGAUUAUGACAUUGGUUUUAUAACAGGUGCUUGACUUUAUUUUUGAUUGUACUAUAUUUCACAAAAUGCUGAUGAUUUUUCAUUAAAGGAGCUGUUGUUGAGU
Macrobrachium nipponense is the source of this 1952-nucleotide messenger RNA. Its product is annotated as eukaryotic translation initiation factor 3 subunit D-like. Gene Ontology annotation, biological process: translational initiation. NCBI's taxonomy places the organism in Eukaryota, Metazoa, Arthropoda, Malacostraca, Decapoda, Palaemonidae. Bases 76 to 1692 code for a protein of 538 amino acids. Gene Ontology annotation, cellular component: eukaryotic translation initiation factor 3 complex; cytoplasm. The transcript is spliced from 12 exons. The record is from RefSeq and is a predicted model, not a curated record. Gene Ontology annotation, molecular function: translation initiation factor activity.